Zalophus californianus (California sea lion) is the source of this 5290-nucleotide messenger RNA. It is a transcript of the gene FCHSD2, whose product is annotated as FCH and double SH3 domains 2. Gene Ontology annotation, molecular function: protein binding. The record is from RefSeq and is a predicted model, not a curated record. Lineage: Eukaryota; Metazoa; Chordata; Mammalia; Carnivora; Otariidae. Gene Ontology annotation, biological process: regulation of actin filament polymerization; neuromuscular synaptic transmission. The transcript has 21 exons. The coding region runs from base 478 to 2772 and encodes 764 amino acids. Gene Ontology annotation, cellular component: recycling endosome; neuromuscular junction.
GGGCGUCGGGCCCAGCGAGGGCUGGGCUGGGCUGCUUGAGUGGGGGCGGGGGGCCGCGUCUGCGAGGAGCUGCGGCGCCGGCGGGCGGGGAGCGGGACGACGCUGCUGCUCGAGAGCCGCUCGGCGAGCUAGGAGACCCUGCGCCCCAGCUCCUGGGCCCCCGCCCCCUCGCGGUCUCCGCCUCCUUCCCUCACACACCCCCCGGGCCGCCGGAGCCCCAGGCCUUCCCCGCGCUCCUCCUCCUUCUCUUCGCACUCGCCCUCCGACCUGGGUCCUCCAGCCGCCCGCCGGCCUUGCUUUGCUCCCUGCCGUGGAGUCCUGGUUCUUAGGCUCUCCUUACACACACGCACACACACACACACACACACACAGACACACACACACACGCGCUUGCCGAGCCGCCACUCCUCACGGCCCCACAUCUCCUCGUCCUAGCUGACGCCGCCGUCGGGGGAGGAUUGAUGUCCCUUCAGCAUCAUGCAGCCGCCGCCGAGGAAGGUGAAAGUUACACAAGAACUGAAAAACACUCAAGUUGAGCAGAUGACAAAACUUCAAGCCAAACAUCAAGCAGAAUGUGAUUUACUUGAAGAUAUGAGGACAUUCAGUCAGAAGAAGGCUGCCAUUGAAAGAGAGUAUGCACAGGGUAUCCAGAAGUUGGCUAGUCAGUAUCUGAAGAGAGAUUGGCCUGGAAUAAAAGCUGAUGAUCGGAAUGAUUACAGGAGCAUGUAUCCUGUUUGGAAAUCUUUUCUUGAGGGAACAAUGCAGGUAGCCCAGUCUCGGAUCAAUAUAUGUGAAAACUAUAAAAACUUCAUUUCUGAGCCUGCAAGGACAGUGAGAAGCUUAAAAGAACAGCAACUAAAAAGGUGUGUGGACCAGUUGACAAAGAUCCAAACUGAAUUACAAGAGACCGUGAAAGAUUUAGCUAAAGGCAAAAAGAAGUACUUUGAGACUGAACAGAUGGCUCAUGCAGUACGAGAGAAAGCUGACAUCGAAGCAAAAUCUAAACUUAGUCUUUUUCAAUCAAGAAUCAGUUUACAGAAAGCAAGCGUAAAGUUAAAAGCCCGGCGAUCUGAAUGUAAUUCUAAAGCUACCCACGCAAGAAAUGAUUAUCUUCUUACAUUAGCAGCAGCAAAUGCACACCAGGAUCGCUACUAUCAAACAGAUUUAGUUAACAUUAUGAAGGCUCUUGAUGGAAAUGUAUAUGAUCACCUGAAGGAUUAUUUAAUAGCCUUCAGCCGGACUGAGCUAGAGACAUGCCAAGCUGUGCAGAACACAUUCCAGUUUUUAUUAGAAACCUCCAGCAAGGUGGUACGGGACUAUAAUCUUCAGCUGUUCUUACAAGAGAAUGCUGUAUUCCACAAGCCCCAGCCCUUCCAGUUCCAGCCCUGUGACAGUGAUACUAGUUUAAAAGCUGCCCAACUGGUGGAUAUUGAGCUCUCCCCUGUCAGUGCUCUGAGAAUGACCAUAGCUGAGAGCCGACAAUUAGAAUCAGAAACUGGGACCACAGAGGAGCACAGUCUAAACAAGGAGGCUCGAAAAUGGGCCACCCGUGUGGCACGUGAGCACAAAAACAUUGUUCACCAACAAAGGGUUCUAGAUGAUCUGGAAUGUCAUGGAGUUGCAGUGUCAGAACAAAGCCGGGCAGAGUUGGAACAGAAAAUAGAUGAAGCUAGAGAAAAUAUUCGUAAAGCAGAGAUAAUUAAGUUGAAAGCUGAAGCCCGGCUGGAGCUGCUAAAGCAGAUCGGUGUUUCUGUGGACACGUGGCUGAAGAGUGCAAUGAAUCAAGUAAUGGAAGAACUGGAAAAUGAACGAUGGGCUCGCCUUCCUGCAGUGACCAAUAAUGGCACUUUACAUUCGCUUAAUGCAGAUCCCGAAAGAGAAGAAGGAGAAGAGUUUGAAGACAACAUGGAUGUUUUUGAUGACAGCAGUUCCAGCCCCUCUGGCACCUUAAGAAAUUAUCCACUUACCUGCAAAGUUGUUUAUUCUUACAAGGCUUCCCAACCAGAUGAGCUGACCAUUGAGGAGCAUGAGGUGUUAGAAGUGAUUGAAGAUGGAGACAUGGAAGACUGGGUCAAGGCUCGAAAUAAAGUUGGCCAAGUGGGUUAUGUGCCAGAAAAGUACCUACAGUUUCCCACCUCGAGCAGUCUCCUGAGCAUGCUGCAGUCCUUGGCUGCUUUGGACAGUCGGUCACACACAUCCAGCAAUUCCACGGAGGCCGAGCUCGUUUCAGGCAGCCUCAACGGAGAUGCCAGUGUCUGUUUCGUGAAAGCACUUUAUGACUAUGAGGGCCAGACAGAUGAUGAAUUAUCCUUUCCUGAGGGAGCAAUCAUCCGAAUCUUGAACAAAGAAAACCAGGAUGACGAUGGCUUCUGGGAAGGGGAAUUCAGUGGGCGGAUUGGAGUUUUCCCAUCGGUGCUAGUGGAAGAACUUUCAGCCUCAGAGAACGGUGACACUCCCCGGAUGAGAGAGAUUCAGAUCUCUCCUUCCCCCAUGCCACCGGGCUCCCUGCCUCCACUGCCGCUGUAUGACCAGCCUCCCAGCAGCCCUUACCCCAGCCCAGAGAAGAGGAGCUCCCAGUACUUCCCGCGCUCUCCUUCAGCAAAUGAAAACAGCUUCCUUGCUGAGUCACCAGGAUUCUCACGGGCACCACGGCAUACUCCUGAGACCUCAUAUGGCAAACUGCGACCCGUCCGGGCAGCUCCCCCUCCACCUACACAGAACCCCCGAAGGCCAGCAGAGAAGAUUGAGGAUGUAGAAAUCACACUGGUGUGAUGAUGGGUUUACCCAUCCAUUACUGCUACAAUCAAGGCCAGGCUUGGCGUUUGGCCAUUCUUGUUCUUUAGGCACCUUUGCAUGAUGAUGACUCUUGAACAGAGUGAAAACAAGGAGGAUUAUGUGACUGGGUGGCCUGGUGGACUCCUCCCACGUUUUGGAUAUUUUGUGCCUUUUUUUGUUGUCAUUUUCUAUGUCAUCUCUCCUACCAUAGCACAAAUCCUAGUGGGCCCUAGAAGCAAGGGGGGACAGCCCUCAUGCCUAUCAGUGGCCCAUUUUUAUAUGAGACUCAAGACCAGGCCUCAUUCAGGGCACAGUCACAGAGAAACUGAUCAUGUGCACUCGUACAGUAUAUUACUGUGGCCACAAGGGUGUGGCAAAGACCCUCAUCUUUCUUCAAGUGGCUUUUGCUCGUCUGAUUAAAUUUAAUCAGAUCAUGUCGGCUGUGUAAGGAACUAGAAAGAGGGAUUUCAGGAGGGGCUGGCUCCUCCCCACAGUUAGUCCCCAGAUUGAGAAAGUGAAACUUACUGGGAAAAAGUGGACCGCCCUGAGUUUAUCGCCAGUUGCAUUAAUGCACAUCUCUUCCACAGCUAACAGAUUAAAAACAGUAACAGUGUCCUUUGUAUUAAUAUUUACGCCAUUCAUUUAGUGUUAGUGGAGCUAAUAUGGAGGGGCUGAACCGAUAGCCAAAUCUUGUCCAUCAUAUAGACUAAUAGAAAGGAGGCUGAGGCUGAAGCAGAAAUGGAGCUUCCAGAUCUGAAACGAGCUGAUUUAAUAUUCUUUUUGUAUUUGGGUAUUUUUCAUCUUAAUUUUUGCAGCAUAUAUUCUUCUGACCAAUAUCUUUAGAAUCUGAAUGUCUAGAUAAACUGGGGACACAUACUUGCCUUGUUGAGCUUCUCUCCUGGGGAGGCCCCUCAUGUUUUAUUCCCAAGCCGGUGCACGAGCCCAGCCAGCCAGCCUGUGGCUGCCCGAGACCAGUGGCCACCCCCCACAGGGUGCCCCUGGCCUGAUAAUGCCUUGGGAGGAAGAACCUGUGGCUCAUGGAGGAAACCAGCUUCCUGUGAAAAAGGACUAAAGGACUACACACCGCGCACAGCGCAAAUGGACAAGGAAAAGACAAGUUCUCCGUGUCACAAGGAGAGCCAAAAGUAGUGUUUUCCACAGGCUAGCAAGCUCACAGUGGCAGGUGGCCCAGAGUAGGUCUCUACUGUCUGGCCACCUGUGGAAGAACAGGAGUGCCAAACCCAGGGACAAGGGCAUUUUUUUUUUUUUUUGGCCAGUUGCGUUUUUUUUUUCUUUUAAGAGAUCAGAUUUGCAGAAUUCAAUCUAAAAGUUGUAUUAUGCUUUGAAAACUCCAUCCCUCCUAAGAAUCUUUAAAAACUUGAAAUGCUCGCCAAAUGUCCCCAUGGGAUUUUUGACCAAAAGUCAGGUUACAACUGAAGAAAUCUUUAGUCGUUUUGAUCACUUCAGUGACAGUACCCAGUGACAAGUCUUCUCUGUGAUUUGGGGUUUUUGUUUUGUUUUUUGCAUUUCUUAACCUGUUGAUCUAUUUGAGGUCUUUUUGUGUUUAUCAAACUUAUUCUUAAGUUUAAAAAAAAUAAAAGGGUGGCUUUUUUAAGAAUUUAAAGUUCUCUGACAAUUUAAAAAUCUUCAAAGCACUUUAAACAGUCUUCCAAGUGCUUGAAUCAGAUAGUUCUCGCUACCCAGUCUUGUCUUCUCUUUAGCUAGCCAAAUUGUCCUUGAAUCUGGAUUUUCCACAUUCUCAGAGUUAUUUGAAAUCUUUUUGUUAUAUUUUAAAAUAUUUUUUGGAAGAGCUGCUAAUUUUAUUUAAAAAAAAAAACAAAAGUUGUAAAAAUAUGCCUCCUUUUUAAAAAGAACCCCUCCCUCCAGGACAUAUAAUCCAGCAUCACUGCACAGGGCCAGGCUCAGAGGGAGUGCCUCUGUGCAGAUGUGCUUUCUUUACAGUGGCUGUAAAAAGUUUGUAUUUAUUAUGUAUAAAAUGUUGAAUAAUAAAAAAAAUGGAAUUAAGUUUUCUAAGUUUCCAUAUAAAAAGAUUUGGGUAAUUAGACCUUUCCAAAUAGACAAUGCUUUUUAUAAAGACAUUCCUAAGCCUUCCUUUUUUAAUCCAUAAAACAGAUACAGAGAGGGGGUAAAUAAAUUCCCAGUUAAAGGCUGAUUCCCUCUGGCUGCCAACCAGCCACAUUGGGGACCAGGGCUCAGUCUGUUUGGGGAGAGGCCUCACGGCUCUCUCCUUCCCAGAGUUGGGUACGUGCAAUAUGUAUUCUUCAGACAUUUUCUGUGCAUAAAACUUACACACAUAUACAUUGUCUUUUUAUAUACGUGAGAUUAUAUAUUUAGGUUUCCCUCAUUCUUUUUGAAGGCUGUCUUAUAUUCCAUGGUUUGGAUAUAUCAUAAUUUAAGCUUGCUAUAGCGAUGGAUGUUUAGGUUGCCUCCAUCAGUUUGCUGUUAGAAAGUUGAAAACAACAUCUUUGUACAUUAUUCUUUAUAAAUUUGUUCC